This is a messenger RNA of Paramecium primaurelia, 1187 nucleotides long. NCBI's taxonomy places the organism in Eukaryota, Ciliophora, Oligohymenophorea, Peniculida, Parameciidae. The record is from the annotation of a GenBank genome assembly.
AAUGGAUUAACCUGGUAAGAGGAAAUAGUCAAGAUCUUUUGAAGAUAGCGAAGUAGCAAUUUUAACAUAAGUUAUAGUAUAGGGGGAAGUCGUUUUGGGAAGGUGGACAAAAGAUGAACAUUAAAGAUUUGUAGAAGCAUUGAGUAUUCAUGGGAAAAACUGGAAAAAAGUUGAAGAAUAUGUUGGUACUAGAAGUGGUGCUCAAAUAAGGUAUUUUCAUAUUUUAAAUUAAGAUCUCAUGCACAAAAGUUUUUCAAUAGAUUAGAGAAAGAGUUUAAUAAAUAAUUUAAUGGUCUUAAGAGUUCAGAGAUUAAACAGAUUUUUGAAAAUAAACGAUUCCAUCAUUAUACAGAAGGUGAUUAAACAUAAAAAAGAUAAAGGACAGGGUCUAUUAAUGGUAAUAAAAAUAUCUUUUACAUUUAAUAUAUAGAUAUUUCUGAAGAUGACAUUUAAGGAAAUUUAGAGUCUAUGCAAGUAGAAUCCAAUCAAUUAUUACAGCAAUAAUAAUAAUAAUAGGUUAAGAUACAAUUACAACAAGGAAUUCUUGAUCUUAAUCUACCUGAUUCUUGUUAGCAUCAUUAAAAUACAAAUGAUCAAAUCACUAAAUAUUAAUAAUAAUAAAAUAAAUUACAAUAAAAGAUAUAAGAAAUUGUUGAUAAAAAUUAUCCAGAAGAAUUAAUUAAAGAAAUUUGUGAUUUACACAAAGAGAAAGAUCAAAUUAUGGCUAUAGAAUAAAUUUAAAAUGCUUAUUAAUCAAUAGCAGAAGUAAAUCAAAUUGAAUAACAAUAAUCUUUAAAAUAAUAGUAACCAUAAUCAAUUCAAUCAGAUUAAUAAUAAUAAUAAUAAUAAUAAUAAUAAUAAAAGAUCAAUACUUAAAUAAAUGAAGAAUCAAGACCUGGAACAGACGAAUCAUUCUUUCACUUUAUUAUGUAUUGAUUCUUUCAAGUAUUAGGGCAAGAAAUUAGAAGUAUAUUAAUAAUAGGAAAUUGAGUUUAUCAGAUUUAAUAGAUGUACAAAAGAAAGAUGAAAAAACAUAAGAAUCAGAAUUGUAGGAGUAAAAAUAACAAUAAUAAUAAGAAAAUGAAGGAUAAAGGAGUAGAAAAUAAUCAUUUACUUUUUAUAACGAUUAGGUUGAAGAUAAUGAACUCAGAUAUUAGACACUAAAGAAAAACAAGAAAGAAUAAUGA